UUUUUGGAAAAAAUUUAGAAAUAAAAAAUUUGUAAAAAAAGUUUAAAAUUUAAAAAAUUUUAAAAAUUAAUAGAAAAGUGGAAAAAAUAUAUAUUUAACCUUUAUGUGAUGUUUAGGGGAAAAUCGUAUACAUUGAGCUAUUGUAGAGUUGUAUUAAAAUUGAAAAAUUUUAAGAAAAAAUCGUGACGGCGAAUAUCUAAAAAAAAACACAAAGAUACAAAAAUAUAGAUAAUUAAAGCGAAUAAACCCUAAAAACGAUUUUGAAACGCAAUUUACCAUAAGAAAUCCUUUGUUGUUUUUUUCUUAUUCUUAUUUAUAUAUAUCUACUAUUGUUGUUGUUAUUUUUAUUUGUUUAAGCGAAAAGAAAAUAAAAAUUAUUUAGAACAAUUGUUGUUGUUUUCUCAAUAAAAAUAAUAAAAUAAAAAUACAAAAAAGAAAAAUAUAAAGAAAAAGGAAAAUUUCAAUUCAAUUGUUCAAUUCGACUUUGCCUGAAGGGGGUAGUGAAAGAGUAAAAUUUUUUUACAUAAAUAACAAAGUCAUUGUGGAUGCAAUGGCCAGUAGUGAAUCAAAUACCUUUGAAGAAGAAUCAACCCCAGCGACAAUAACGACUACAACGACAGCAGAAAAUAUGCCUAUAGAAAGUACACCAACACAAAUACCAAAUGAAUUAGAAAUGGAAACGGAAAAGGAAGUAAAUUUAAGCCAAGCCAUAGUCACGCCCAGAUCAGCCUCUUAUAGGGCUGUACGUUUAUCGGAAUCCGAUUUAAAUGAUGAACAACAAAACGAUGCAGAUUCCUGGUGGUCUGAAGUAGAAAAUAAUGAUCUCUUAUUGGAUCAAGUGCCCAAUGUUACUUCAGUUUUUACCCCUUCACCGGAAGCUAUACUGGAGAAAAGCAUUUCAUUGGCCGAAAGUGAAAGUCUUCUAAAGGGAGAGGAAAAUUUUGAUCGUUUGCAUAGAAUAGCGGAUAAAAUUAAAAUGACAUUGAGUGAACAUGCCAAAAAUAAAGAAAUAGAAGAAAAAGCCGAAAGAGAACGUAAAUUAAGUGAAACUAGUGAUAGAGAACACAAAAACGGUUCAUUGGAUAUGGUUGGCGAUUUAGAGGUGUGUAAGGAACAAACUUUAGAAGAAUUUAAAGAGGAAUUACGCACUAAACGUUUGCAAAGACAAAACGCAGUACAGGAUUUGCGUGAUGAAAUUGCUUCGUUACGACGUCAAUUGGAUUUAGAACGUGAGGUUAAUAAACGUUUGCGACGUGGUGAAUAUAUAGAAGAAACUUCCUCUACCCCUAACACAGAUUCUGUAGACUUAGCUGGUGCCUGUGCUGUUGAAGUCUCAAGUAUCUCCCAGGAUGAAGAUUCUUUACGUCGCAGCCGUCAUGCCAAUAUAGAAUUGGCUAAUGCUCAAUUGGCUUUACAAAUGGCCAAUUCGGAGAAUAUUUCUUUGCGUGGUGAAUUGGCUGUGGUGCAGAAACAAGUUAUUACUUUGAAAGAGGUCAUUGCUUGUUGCAAACAAAUGUUGGCCGUUAAAGAGGAACAAUGCAAUGAGAUUUUUCGAUAAAGGAAACUCGAAAAAGUCAAUAUCGUAUGGAGAGAUAACCAAAAUAACAUUUUCAAAACAAAAUAUUUUGUCUAUGAAAUUCUCACUUUAAACGAAGAUACAUUUUUGAAGGCAUAACUACACAAACAAAUUAAAAUACACAGAGCCGCUACACGAAUGAAACUGUAGAGUUAAGGAAGGAAAAGAAAAACAAAGUGAAAAUUCGUAGAACGUUGUAAAACGAUGACGAUGAAAUUGUUAAAUGGAAUCAACGUAAAUUUGAUUACACAAAUAUUGUAUUAUUGCAAAUUAUUGUAAAUCUAACAAGCUAUGUAAUUCUAUAACAAUUUUUAUAUAUUUAAUGUAAAUUUAAAGAAUUUAUGUAUAAACCAUUUUACUCUUGUAAACAAUUUUUGUAAACAUUUUUAUUUAUAAAUAAAUAAAAUAAGAAAAUA
Molecule: messenger RNA, 1992 nt
Organism: Lucilia cuprina (Australian sheep blowfly)
Lineage: Eukaryota; Metazoa; Arthropoda; Insecta; Diptera; Calliphoridae
Exons: 2
Coding region: 551-1558 (335 amino acids)
Source: RefSeq, a predicted model, not a curated record